AUGCUCUCUUCGUGCCACUUCACCCUCUACUCUGCCAUUGGCCUCGCUCCAAACCCAUGGAAAGUGGUCAUAAUUCUCGAAGAACUCGGCCUCGAGUACGAGUCCAUCUACCUCGACACCGGCAAGGGCGACCAGAAGCUGGAGUCGCACACGAAGCACAACCCGAACGGCCGCGUGCCGACUCUCAUCGACUACAAGAACGACGAGUUUGUCGUCUGGGAGUCCUGCGCCAUCGUCCAGUACCUCAUCGAGAAGUAUGACACCGAGCACAAGAUUUCCUUCGCCGGGCUCGAAGACCGGAUCCUGCUCUCCCAAUGGCUGUUCUUCCAAGCCUCGGGCCAAGGCCCGUAUUUCGGCCAGGCCGGAUGGUUCACGUUCUACCACCACGAAACGGUCCCAAGCGCCAUCGAGCGGUACCGCAACGAGAUCGUGCGCGUCAUCGGCGUGCUCGACUCCACCCUCGCGACGCGCCAGUGGAACCGCGCGGCGAUCGGCUACGCGCUUCAAGUGGGCUGGGACGGCUUGAACGUGGACGAGUUCCCACAUUUUAAGAGAUGGCACAACGAGCUUCUCGCUCGGCCGGCCGUGGCUAAGACUAUCGCGACGUGGGAUAAGAAGGUAUAA
Messenger RNA from Epithele typhae, 624 nucleotides. RefSeq names its product thioredoxin-like protein. NCBI's taxonomy places the organism in Eukaryota, Fungi, Basidiomycota, Agaricomycetes, Polyporales, Epitheliaceae. The record is from RefSeq and is a predicted model, not a curated record. The transcript is spliced from 6 exons. Bases 1 to 624 code for a protein of 207 amino acids.